Messenger RNA from Epinephelus moara (kelp grouper), 3923 nucleotides. RefSeq names its product TBC1 domain family, member 19 (gene tbc1d19). The transcript has 22 exons. Bases 89 to 1666 code for a protein of 525 amino acids. The record is from RefSeq and is a predicted model, not a curated record. Lineage: Eukaryota; Metazoa; Chordata; Actinopteri; Perciformes; Serranidae.
CAGGGGGGCGGCUGCCGCAUCGCCGGAUGUUGCUAACCUUCAGUACGUCAAACUGUCCCGUUACACAGGCUGAACUUUGACGAAGAGGAUGGACGAAGGCUCGGAGUUAUCCUUGACCAUCGCUCAGAUCGUGCAGCGGCUGAAGGGAAGCCAUUUACACUCUCAGAUAGAGAGGCAAGCCAAAGAGUGUUUACACCAACCUGACAUUAAACUGGAGUCUCUUAAAGAGGACGUGCGCAGCUUUCUCAAAACAUCAGGCUGGGAGAGACAGCUACAGAAUGCAGUGUACAGAGAGCUACAUGUCCAGCUGCCCCCGAGCCAUCCUGCGGCUCCUGCAGAGCAUCUCAAAGAGCCGCUGGCCUACAUGCGCAAGGCACAGGCCAGCUGGGAGAAGCGUGUCCUCAAAAGCCUGAACAGCAUGAGUACAGAGCUCGGAGUGCCUCUGGCUCGAAUGAGGCCCGCAGCAGAGCAGAAGGAGCUCACCAACAAAUGGAACGAGAUGGGCACAGAUGAACCAGAUUUAACUCGCUUCAGGCCUGUGUACGCCCCUAAAGACUUUCUGGAGGUGUUAAUCGGCUUGAGGAAUCCGAAUCAUGAUAGCAGCGAGGACAUCGGCGUCAGGAGCCACUGGGGUCUCAUCCAGGUCCCCCUUAAUGUCAGGGACAUCCCACAGCUGAGACAGGCGUACUCAGAGCUGAACCUGACCACUGGGCAGUUAGGGAUUGAUGACCACGCACACAUCCAUCCAGACCUGUUUGAAAACGAGUACGUUCAGGUCGGGAAAAAAGUGCUCUUGGAGCAGGACAGUGCAGCAGCGCAGCAGUACAGCAGACAGGGCUGCUCCACCGGAUUGCGGGCGGACCUGUGGGCCCUCAUUCUUAACGCUACUAACCAGCCACAGGAUGUGAUGCAUUAUGAACAACUCACUGCUGGAGUUAUACAACAUGACCUGCUGGUGGACAACCUCAUCUAUAAGGAUGUGAAGCUCACCGCCAGCAACGAUGACUACUACUUUGUGUUUGAAGAUUUCCUCUAUCAGGUGUUGCUGUGUUUCUCUAGAGACACCGCCGUCUUGGAUCACUUCAAAUACAACAGUGCUACUCCUCCCAAAUCCGUCAUCCAGGGGAAGGAAGGAGAUGAGGAGUGUGCUGUUGUUUAUCCGCCCAACGGCGUGAUCCCUUUUCAUGGGUUUUCAAUGUAUGUGGCACCUUUGUGUUUCUUAUACAACGAGCCGUCCAAGCUGUACAGUGUAUUCAGGGAAAUGUACAUCCGCUACUUCUUCAGGUUACACUCCAUCUCCUCCUCUCCCUCGGGUAUUGUGUCUUUGUGCCUGCAGUUUGAGCGGCUGCUCCAGACCUACCUGCCUCAGCUCUUCUAUCAUCUUCGACAGAUCGGGGCGCAGCCGUUGCGUAUCGCCUUUAAGUGGAUGGUGCGGGCCUUUUCUGGCUAUCUGUCUACUGAUCAGUUGCUUCUCCUCUGGGACCGAAUCCUGGGAUAUGAUUCACUGGAGAUAGUUGCAGUCCUAGCAGCCGCUGUGUUUGCCUUCCGCGCCGAGAACCUGAUGGAAGUGACAUCACUGGCCUCCGCUGAGGCUGUCCUCGCCGACCUUUCAACUCUGAAGGUCAUGCCGCUCAUCCAGAUCUUUCUAUUUGCCACCGCCAUCUGAGGAGCAUGGAACCCCCAAGGAUAUGAGUCGCGGUGCGUACUGUACAUACCACUCGGAGCAUAAAGAGACACUCCGAAAAUGCCACUUUGCAACGCCAUAACUGCACUGUUAACCGUCCAUCAAGAAACGCCAGGCCGCAGUGUGGGACGUCAAGACAAAAACCUACACAUGAAUCACAGACUUCAUCCUGCACUAGCUGAAGCAAAAAGCCAAACCCCUCUUUAGCAUGUAUGCACCAUAAAUAGUGAAUCCCCGCUAUCAUGUGAUCAGAUAUUAUACAGUAUAUAAGUAUAGCCUACAAACCAGUAAGGUUAAGCUAACCUCCCGAAGCCAUAUGCUCCGCAGGAAAGACGAUCCGCGCAGCAGUGCUGGGAUCAGCUGAGAGGCUCAUUAGGAGACAACUUGCAUGGAGCAUUGAUUGUGUUGCGGUAGCAGCGUGCAAAAGAGAACAACAGCAACAUCUCCGAGCUCGGCUAAUGAAGUGUUAAUUAGCUUUUGCAAUUUGCUGUGUAGCUCCUGCUUGUUGUAACACUGUAAGAUAAUGCUGUCGCUGACGGAUGAGGAGACUGGAAGCAUGAGCCAGUGUGUGGAGAGGAACAGACAGAAGACACAAACUGGAUUCAUAUGUCACUUAUAUGAUUAGAAGCUGCUGUGUAUGCACAUAAUGUGUUGUAUUUAUUAGGACACUGUAUAUUACUCUGUUAAGGGAGAGCUCGCCACACACACAAAAGUACGUAUUGUUCUUCUUACUGUUGUGUUGUUUAUCAGUCUAGAUUGUUUUGGUGUGAGUUGCCGCAGAGAUGUCUGCUUUCUCUCUAAUGUAAAGGAAGUCGUUAGCACUCGGUUUGUGGUGAUCAGAGCUCCAAAAAAAUACAUGUGAGAAACUCAACAUCAUUGUCUCUUUACUGAAAUCAUGACCCGGUUACUCAAGAUAACCUUGUUGUGAGCAGUUUCAUGUGGGACAGGGAUUCUCAACUUGCUUUGCCCUUUUGCUUUUGCAACAUGAGAAGAGACCAGGGGCCAGUUAAUCAAUAAAUAUAAAUAAUAAUAGUUAGCAUUGUCGCCUCACAGCAAGAGGGUUCCUGGUUUGAACCCAGGGCUGGGGGGGAAUUUCUAGUAUAUUGGCUGUUUUCAUCCUUUUGACGUUUGCUGUCCCCACUCAUCGUUGCCAAGAGGUAAAUGCAGUCGAAGCAGCCCUGCUCAGGUCAGGUGUAGCAGGGGUGUCUCUAGGAUUUGAGGACGUUAGGGGCCUCUGUUGGGGGGUCUCGGGGAUACUCCUCUGGCACAUUUCUUUUUUAUAAGCAAGCUCUACUUUGAGGCUUUUUUACGCAUUUAAAGUGCAAAAGUGUAAAUCAAUUUAUUUUCAUUUAGGGCUGCAACUAACGAUUAUUUUCAUUGUCGACUAAUCUGUCGAUUAUUUCUUUGAUUAGUCGACUAAUAAUUUUAUCGAAAAAUGUGUUAAAAUGUUGUUAAAUGUCGGUCUGUCUCUCCCAAACCCCAAAAUUAUGUCAUCUAAUGUCUUGUUUCAUACUCACACCAAAGGGUUUUAGUUCACUGUCAUGGGAGAGUGUGUAAAGCUGCCACUAUCUGAACAUAAGAAGCUGCAAUAAGAGUACUUUGGGGCACUUUUAUAGUACUUUUCUAUGAAAAUGACUCAAACCGAUUAUUUUAAUAGUCGAUUAGUCAUCGGUCACCCAGCACCAUAUCACAGGUGGUAAGUUGAGUAUCACUAAUGUAGGAUCUGUUUUCUCUCUACUGAACUACAACCCCCAACUAUAUCACUGCGCAGAAGGAAGCGUGCAUCUACUGCUAGCUCACCUAGCACCGCUUAGCUAGCUAACGUUACAGCUUAGCCGAGGAGGACGGCAUUAAUGUCUUUAUCUCAUGCUGUCCCGAUCAUGAGCUUCUCUUCGAUGAGUAGAUGCACGCUUAAAACUGCUCUCAACAAGAGAAAUUUUCAUAGUUCUACGAACCCCGCUUUUGGUUGCUUCUGCACCACAAAAACUACGAACGAUUGUAGACCUUAGACUGACGUUUUGAUGGACUUUUUAGCCUCUACUUCAGAGUGGGUACUCCCACAGCACGAGAGGAACCAUGAGUGACGAAAGUGUAUUUGAUUGGUAGAACAACAAAAAAAGGCAAAGCUGAAAGAGAAGACCAGGCUUUACUGAGCAUGUAAAGUGACGUUACUACACCAACUGCCGGCCGACUUAAAAUACGUCACUUCAGUGUUCCCUCUGGUGUUAAAGGGAUAGUG